GGGGUGGGAAUUGGGCAACAGUGCCUGAGAAAAUGCUCAGGAAUAGGAAGGAAACAGUGCAUAGCAGCCAUUUGUAUUGACAUAAGAUGUUUGGACUGGAAAGAGUUGGUCCCAGGCCUAGGAAAGUGGUUUGGAAAUGAGGCAGUGUUUGUCCAUCAUAGGAUGCAUGAUUAGGACAUGACUAAAAGCAAUUAACAUGCUUCUCACUCAUCUGCUGAUCAAGUUGCAGCUAGAAAGGAGUUUCCAUGUGGGGGAGGGAUGCCAGGGAGCCAACCAGUGGUUUUGACCCAUCUCCAAUGGGGCACUGAAUGUGAGCUCAGUGCUGGCAGGUGCCUGGGGGAUGCCAUCAGCAAACCCUCCUCCAUUAGUUGUGCCCCACCCUUCCUGGAGAACCAUAAAAGCGAAGGGGGCCUAGGGCUCCCCAGAAACUGUGUUUCCUCUAACCCCCUUCACACGCCUCCACCCAGGGCUUCUUCUUGCAGCCUUCCUCAUCCUCCAUGUCCCUGCAGUCCUCCAUCACCUUCCAGGCUGGCAGCCGCAGGGGCUUCAGCACUACCUCGGCCACCACACCAGCAGCCCAACACUCCCACUUCAGCUCCAUCUCAGUGACUCAUUCCUCAGGGGGCAAUGGAGGGCUGGGGAGGAUCAGCAGUGCAGGGGCUGGCUUUGGAAGCCGCAGCCUCUACAACCUGGGGGGGACCAAGCGAACCUCAGUUGGUGGGUGCAGCAGCAGCUUCAGGAGUAGCUUUGGUAGCAGGGCUGGAAGCAAGUUUGGCUGCAAGUGGGUCAGCAGUGGAUUUGGCUAUGGAGGUGGGGUUGGAGGGGGCUUUGGGAGUCCUGGCUUCCCUGUCCCCUCUGAUGGCAUCCAAGUGGUCACUGUCACCCAAAGCCUCCUGAGUCCCCUCUACCUGCAAAUUGACCCCACCAUCCAGAGGGUGCAGAAAGAGGAGCGGGAGCAGAUCAAAACCCUCAAUAACAAGUUCGCCUCCUUCAUAGACAAGGUGAGGUUCCUAGAGCAGCAGAACAAGGUCCUGGAGACUAAGUGGAACCUCCUGCAAGAGCAGGGCUCCAGGACCGUGAGGCAGAACCUGGAGCCCCUUUUUGAUGCCUACACUAGUGAGCUCCGACGGCAGGUAGACCGCAUCACCACUGAAAGAGGCAGGCUCGAAGCUGAGCUGCGAAACAUGCAGGAUAUCGUAGAAGAUUUCAAAGUCCGGUAUGAAGAUGAAAUCAACAAGCGCACAGCUGCUGAGAAUGAAUUUGUAGCCCUGAAGAAGGACGUGGAUGGUGCCUACAUGAACAAGGUGGAGCUGGAAGCCAGAGUCAACUCUCUGACUGAUGAGAUCAACUUCUUCCGGAUGCUCUAUGAGGCAGAGCUGUCCCAGAUGCAGACUCAGGUCAGCGACACAUCUGUGGUGCUGUCCAUGGACAACAACCGCAGCCUGGAUCUGGAUAGCAUCAUUGCUGAGGUCAAAGCGCAGUAUGAGGACAUCGCCAACCGCAGCCGGGCUGAGGCUGAGUCCUGGUACCAGACCAAGUACAAAGAGCUGCAGGUCACUGCAGGCAGACAUGACAAUGACCUCCGCAACACCAAACACGAGAUCUCCGAGGUGAACCGAGUGAUCCAGAGGCUGAGAGCUGAGAUCGACAGCGUCAAGAAGCAGUGUGCCAGCCUGCAAACUGCUAUUGCCGACGCAGAACAGCGUGGAGAACUGGCCCUCAAAGAUGCACUAGCCAAGCUGGUGGACCUUGAGGAGGCCUUGCAGAAGGCCAAGCAGGACAUGGCGAGGCUGCUGCGAGAGUACCAGGAGCUGAUGAACGUCAAGCUGGCCCUGGAUGUGGAGAGUGCCACCUACAGGAAGCUGCUGGAAGGCAAAGAAUCCAGGCUGAGUGGAGAAGGCGUUUCUCCAGUUAACAUCUCUGUGGUCACCAACACUGUUCCCAGAGGCUAUGGCAGUGGCAGUGGCAGUGGUAUUGGAGGUGGAAGCUUGGGCCUCAGUGGGGGCAGCAGCUACUCCUUCACGACCAGUGGCGGGCACAGCGUGGGUGCAGGGCUCGGGGGCUCUGCCUUCAGUGCCAGCAGCAGCCGGGGCCUCGGGGGCAGUGGCCCAAGCGUCAAGUUUGUCUCCACCACACCCUCCAGCCGGAAAAACUACAAGCACUAA
Molecule: messenger RNA, 2165 nt
Organism: Loxodonta africana (African savanna elephant)
Lineage: Eukaryota; Metazoa; Chordata; Mammalia; Proboscidea; Elephantidae
Product: keratin, type II cytoskeletal 75-like
Biological process (GO): keratinization; intermediate filament organization
Cellular component (GO): keratin filament
Molecular function (GO): structural constituent of skin epidermis
Source: RefSeq, a predicted model, not a curated record